AUGUCUUUUAAAGAUGACAGUUAUUAUAAAUAUAUAUUUACGGGAUAUGUUAACUAUGAUGAAGGAAAAGAAAUAUUAAAAAACUUUAUAAGAAAUUGUGAUAAUCAAGAAAAUAAAAAUAAAAUAUUAAUUUGUAGUGAAGAAUUUAAUAAUAUUGAAAACUCUAUUUACACAAUUCUUUCCAAACCAGUUCCAAUAAGUUUUAGAUUAGUUGUAAUACAUUUUAUUGAAAAGAUAAUUGAUUAUUUUAAUAAUGGAGGGAAGGAAUUUAAAAUUAAAAGUUUAAAGUUAAUUGAAAUUAUUUUUUAUCAUGCUAUUUCAUUAAAUUUUGGUGUUACCUGUAUAUCAAAUUUUUUUAAUGAUGAAAUUAAUGAUGUUAAACUUUAUACUACAUUAAUAAGACAUUACAGUAUAACUAUAUGUAGUAAUCCAUCUGUUUCAUACAUUUUUUCAAAAUUAUUAGAUAAUCAAUUACUAAUAAAAGAAAUAUUUAAUUCUAUAAGAUACUAUACAGAUAAACUUUUAAAUACAAUUAGAAUUAAAAUAGAUAAUAAAUAUAGAAAAAAUUUUAAUUAUAUUGAAAGGUGUACUCUUGAAAGUAAUACAUUACAAUUAAUUUUUUAUUGUCUUGAUACUUAUAUAAGUUAUGAAAAAAAUUUUGGAAAAAUAAAUAAAGAUAAACUUAUAUCAACAGUUGGAGAUAUAGAAUGUCGACUUGGAUAUAUAAUUCAUGAAAUUAAACAAAAUAAAUAUCCUUCAUCAGAUAUUUUUAUAUUUCCUUUAAAAAGUUGUAUUAGUGCAAUGUUGUGGUUAUUUUAUAGAAUCACAAAUAUUAUAUCAUCUUUAGAUGAUAUUAAAUAUGUAACUAAUUAUUUUCAAGUAUAUGUGAGAAUGGUUUUUAAUCUUUAUAUUUACGAAAUGACUAGAAAAAAAAAUGGGGAACAUGAUGAUGAAUCAAAAGAUUUUAAAUUGUCAAUAAUAACGUUGUGGAAUGAAAUUCCUAAAAUUGAAAGUAAAUUUGAAAAAUUUAUUAUACAUGUUUCAAGAGUAAAAAGUGAUGAAGUUAUGAAAUAUGAUGAUGUAUUAGAUCAUUUUGAUGUGGAAGAAAUUUUAAAUAUUCAAAAUUUAGAAAAAGAGGGACUGCUUAUUUGA
Messenger RNA from Strongyloides ratti, 1152 nucleotides. RefSeq lists its product as hypothetical. The coding region runs from base 1 to 1152 and encodes 383 amino acids. The transcript has 3 exons. NCBI's taxonomy places the organism in Eukaryota, Metazoa, Nematoda, Chromadorea, Rhabditida, Strongyloididae. The record is from RefSeq and is a predicted model, not a curated record.